UCAGUGGGAGAGUGGUCAUCUCCCAUUCCAGAGGUUGGGGCUUCAAUCCAUGGCCAUUGCGAUCUUGUUGAGGUGUCCUUGAAAGAUACCGAACCCCCAUUUGCUCUUCCUGAAGUGCCAUCAGUAGGUAAAUGAGGAAAAGUGUAAAGUGCCUUGAGUACUAAAUGUCGAAAAGUUCUCCUAUAUAAGUAACGCCCCACUCAUCUUUUUACUGUCAAUCUAACACAAAUACAUACAUGAUGAAAAUGAUGCUAUCUUACACAAUGUAAGUAAAAUCAUGAUAGGAGGCUCGCCUUCAAAAUUGAAUAAUUAGACAAAAAUCUAAAUUUUCCCCUGGUUGGGGACCUCCUGCUGUAGGGUGUGGGCCCACUGUCCAAUACUAUACUACUGUAUAUUCUACAACCACAAUAAAAUUUUAAAUUGAGUACUGCAGUCAGCAGUAAUAUUUACCGGAUACUGCUUGUGCUGCAUCAUGCUGCACUGAAGCAGAAUUACUAGUGAGAAUAAGAAGCCUGUGUACAUGAAAAAUUAACAUGAAUGAACAGAUGAGGCACAUGUUGCAACACAGGUAUACACUGUCCUCAAAUUCUGAAGAUAAUCCCUCAUGACAAUAUCCCUGCCUCAGCUCUCUUAACGGCUUUGUGUAUGACCACGAUAUAAAGGGGGCGGCACAAUGAAAGCACAGAACAGGGAGUGCAAAAAGAAAGAGAAACUUCUCUUUGUUUUGCAUCUUUUUCUUCUCAGGCCUUCCAGACUGCAUCUUCUUCUGGAUUCAACCAAACCCCAAACUGACAUACAGAAAUGAAUGGGGCGGCAGAACCAGAGGGCGCCAAUGCCAAUCCUCCCAAGUCAAAGGAGAAGGAGACAAGACUGUUUAAGAGCAAGCCUCCCAAAGCUGGACAGAAGGAAUUUGAUGAUGUUCCUGGGAUGGAUGGCAUCAGAGAUGCAGAAGUCAUCUGCCCCUGGGAGGCUUUUGGGGACAUGGAGCUGAGUGAUCUGGCCCAGUUUGGGAUUGUCUAAAGACUGUGCCACCAAAACGCAAUUCAUUCAGAUUUAUUGUUCUUUCGAAUGUUUGCUGGAAAGCUGGUAUGGGUUGUAAAUGGGAACAGCUGACACUGUGAAAUGGAGGAAGAUCUUGAGGUGUAACAUUUCACAUUUUGCGCUGCUUGCUACAGCUUCAACAUUAAGAAUCUUUUUUUUUUUCUAGUCGCUUUUAGGAGUAUCGUACCUUGUUGUCCUUCUUUAGCCCAGCAUUUGUAAAAGUGUAACACACUGUACUCCUGCUUGGGUUUGAAUCACGUAAAAUGUAAAUCUAUGCUUCUGUGCUGUUUAAUGUUAACUUGUAAUAAAUUCAUAUUUGAAUAACCUUU
Hippocampus comes (tiger tail seahorse) is the source of this 1370-nucleotide messenger RNA. RefSeq names its product retinal cone rhodopsin-sensitive cGMP 3',5'-cyclic phosphodiesterase subunit gamma-like. Gene Ontology annotation, cellular component: photoreceptor outer segment membrane. Gene Ontology annotation, biological process: visual perception; positive regulation of epidermal growth factor receptor signaling pathway; positive regulation of G protein-coupled receptor signaling pathway. The record is from RefSeq and is a predicted model, not a curated record. Gene Ontology annotation, molecular function: cGMP binding; 3',5'-cyclic-nucleotide phosphodiesterase activity. Bases 802 to 1020 code for a protein of 72 amino acids. The transcript is spliced from 4 exons. Lineage: Eukaryota; Metazoa; Chordata; Actinopteri; Syngnathiformes; Syngnathidae.